AAAGCUAUGUUCAAACAUAGAUGUACCUGAAGUAGUAUUUAUGGAUUGACGUAUUUGGAACAGUAUCGAUAAAAAUUAUCGUAUCAUAUCUAUAAACGUAAAAAUGAUAAAAUCCAAAAUAAAUUAUCAUGUACAAAAAUAUUUGUCUGCAUCUUACAUUUCAACAAUAGUCGAAGGUGAUAUAAAAAUGGUUAACGACUUCAAAGGUGAAACAGAAGGGAUUACUGAAACUCAAUUUGAAAUCUUAAGUGAAGUGCUAAAAAAACAAAAGUGUAACAAAGGGACAAUCUUAGUAGACAACGUUGGAAAGAUAGGAGACAAUUAUGGAUCACAUAUCAAAAGAUUUCAAGCAACUAUACAAAAUGGUAAGGAAUUUAAAAUGAUAGCUAAAAUUGCACCUAAAGUUAUGAUACUGCGUGAUGAGAAAAAUAUAAAUGAUAUAUUUAUGAACGAAAUUCUCGUAAUUAGAGAGUUACUACCUAAAUUUAGAGAACUACAAAAAGGUGUUAAUGUACCUGAAGACGAUAUUUUUAAAUACGCUUUUUGUUAUGGAACUUGUGAAACAGCUGGAAGUGAAAUGAUACUUCUAGAAGAUUUAGAUCAAUCAAAUUAUACGAUGCUAGAUAAAGCCAAGCCUUUAAAUAAUGAGCAUGUUGAAAUUAUUUUGAAGAACUUAGCCAAUUUUCAUUCUCUAUCAUAUGCUUUGAGGAACAAGGAACCCCAGACAUUUAAUAAAUUUACCGGCACAUUAGUAAAUGCAACUGUUAAUCCGAAAUCAAUUACUGAAACAGAAAAAUUCUUUGAGAAAACUUUAAAUGAUUUGCUAACAAUAUUUGAUGACGAUAAAUAUAGAAAGAUAAUAACAGACGUAAUGCAAAAUUUAAUUAAAUAUUGGUUGAAAUUUAUGACUAUAGAUUCUGAUUCAAAAUACAGCGUAAUUCAUCAUGGUGAUAUGUGGACAAACAACGUCAUGUUUCAAAUACAGAAUAAUCACCCACUUGAAUGUCUAUUUAUAGAUUACCAACUCUCUCGAGAUAGCCUCCCAGUUUCUGAUUUACAUUACUUCAUAUUUAGCUGCACUGACUAUGAAACUAGAUCGAAGCACUAUCAUGAAUGGAUGGAUUACUAUUAUUCGGAAUUAGAUAGAUAUUUGAAUUAUUAUGAUCUAAAAGCUGAUUGCAUUUAUCCCAGAGAUAACUUUGACGCUGAUUUAAAAAGAUACGGCAAACAUGGAUUGGGGAUAUCUUUCUUAAUGGUCAAUUUCUUGUUGGGACAAAAACAGAAAGCAAAUAUAACAGAAGUCAAAAGUAUGAACGGUGAACUUUUUGUAAAAGAAGAAAAAUUGUUGAACGAUAAUUUAGAGAUGGUAAAAGAUCGUGUGGAAGGUCUUAUCAAAACUUGUUAUGACUGUGGUUGUACAGCAGUUUGUAUAGAAAAUGUUGGAGAGAAAGGUGACAAUUACGGUUCUCAAGUCAAAAGGAUUAAAGUGCAGUUUGGAAAUGGUAAAGAGUUUAAAGUUAUAGCAAAAAUAUUGCCAAAUAAUAUGAAACAAAAUGAUAUAGUAAAUUCAAUAUUUAUGAAUGAAAUCAUUAUGUUUAAUGAAGUACUGCCUAAGUUUAGAGAGUUGCAAGAAAAUGUAGACAUUCCCGAAGAAGGUUUGUUCCAAUACCCUGUCUGUUACGGAGCUUUAAAAGAAAUAGAUAAUGAAAUAAUAUUGAUAGAAGACUUGGAAAUAUCUAAUUAUACAAUGUUGGAAAAGAUAAAUACAUUAAGCAAUGACACAAAUGGAUCACCAGUCAACUGCACAUUCAUCGAUUACCAAAUGUCUCGAGAACUUAUCCCAGUAGCCGAUAUCCAUUAUUUCAUAUUUAACUGUACAGAUUACAAAACAAGAUCCAAGCAUUACCACGAAUGGAUGGAUUACUAUCAUUCAGAACUUGAAAGAUAUUUGGAUUAUUUUAAUCUCAAAGUUAAAUAUAUUUAUCCUAGAGACAAAUUUGAUACUGAUUUAAAAAGAUAUAGUAAAGCUGCGUUGGGUUCCUCGUUUUUUGUAUUAAAUGUAUCGUUAAGAGAAUCACAGGAAGCACCGGAUUUAGUGAUGAAGGAAAACGUGGGAGGAAAUAAACAAACACCUCAAUUCCAAAUGAAAGCAGUACAAGAUAACAGUUUUGAAAUAAUCAAAGAUCGUGUAGAAGGUUUAAUUGAAAGCUGCUUUGAUUAUGGAUACAUAUCUGAGAUACAACCGUUCUUCUAAUAAAUUU
Messenger RNA from Papilio polytes (common Mormon), 2261 nucleotides. RefSeq lists its product as uncharacterized. The transcript is spliced from 4 exons. The coding region runs from base 104 to 2254 and encodes 716 amino acids. The record is from RefSeq and is a predicted model, not a curated record. NCBI's taxonomy places the organism in Eukaryota, Metazoa, Arthropoda, Insecta, Lepidoptera, Papilionidae.